CGCGAGGUGUCACCCAAGUCGGCGCGCGUCUCAUCGCCGAACUCGCUCAUCUCCACCUCGUCGACACCAUGUCCGCCGUCAUGUCGACUGUCAGAGAACAAAACCUCUACCUCGACCCAUCGAUCCGUGACUGGGUGCUUGUGCCCAUCACCGCGAUCAUGGUGCUCGUCGGUAUCCUGCGACACUACGUGACCGUGCUCAUGACGGGAUCGCCGCAGAAGCAGCCCAAGGUGGCGGUGCGCGAGCAACGCGGACUCGGCCGAGCGCAGCUCCUUCGCCAGUCUGCCCCUCUUUCCCCCCUUCACCCCGAGCAGUACCACGCCCUCUCGAGCAGCACGGCGCAAUCCCUGGCGGCGGGCGAGUACCUCAAGCCGGAGGUGGAGACGGACGGCCCCCAGAACCCAUUCGACCCCGGAAACAUGGACUCGAUGAUGGAUGGCCUGAAGAAGCAGGCCGUUAUGAUGGUGCCCAACAUGCUCAUCAUGCAAUAUAUCAACGUCUUCUUCUCGGGGUACAUCCUGAUCAAACUUCCCUUUCCCCUCACGCUCGGCUUCAAGAGCCUGUUUGCGCGUGACAUUGCCAUGCCUGACCUUGAUGUGCGCUGGGUCUCCGCUCUCUCGUGGUACUUCCUUAACCUGUUUGGCCUGAACGGAGUGUUCAAGCUUAUCCUCGGCCAAGAGAACUCCGCGACUGACGCACGCGACAGCAACGCCAUGGCAAUGCUCAGCGGCGCCGGUGGGCCGCCCACUGUUGGCCCUGCUGCGCCAGAUUUCAAGAAGCUGUACAAAGCGGAGGUUGAGAACCUCGCCAUAUCGGACGGGCUGUACACUUGGGUCGGGGACGGGGUCGAGGACCGCGUCCUGCGCCGCUGGGGCAAGCUCUAAUGCAUAGAAUGACUAUCAGAUCUAACAUCCGCCCGUGCAGUAUCCCCCACCGCCUAGAUUACACCCAAAGCAGCUGAGCGCUUUAUACCCCCGGCUGGCGAGCGUGAGAUUCAAGAUGCUGAGCACACCCUCGCCCAGCACAAAGCCGCUGGCCACAACAAUAGCGAAGAGUGGGG
This is a messenger RNA of Cutaneotrichosporon oleaginosum, 1060 nucleotides long. RefSeq lists its product as uncharacterized. The record is from RefSeq and is a predicted model, not a curated record. Gene Ontology annotation, biological process: protein folding in endoplasmic reticulum. Lineage: Eukaryota; Fungi; Basidiomycota; Tremellomycetes; Trichosporonales; Trichosporonaceae. Gene Ontology annotation, cellular component: EMC complex; membrane.